CAGCCAAAGUGACCAAAGCAAAAGCCAAACCACACGGCCACAGCCCUCAUCAACACAAAGCAAAGCAGAUAUUUAGGAGUCAUCUCUCACAUUGAAUGCUUUCCUCAGUCCCUGUUUGCUGUUCUUGUGUCUUUUUCUUUUCAAUCCAACAAACCCCGUCUCGAUUCCACCGCCAUUUUUAAUUCUUUUCCCUGUCUGAUGCCAAUGCCAUAAACAAAGAGAAAAUAUAUUACCCAAAUGAUUCCAAAACUCUUCUUCAUUUUCUUCCCCAAAAUUUAUUAAACUAGAGGAAAAUAUUACGCAAAUGAUUCCAAAAACUCUGCUUCAUUUUCUUCCCCAAAAUAUAAACUAAAGAAAAAUAUUAUCCAAAAACACCAGAGUGAAUUCUAAAAUUUCUCGUAAUCGUGACUCGUAGCAGCACUCCAUAAACAAGAGGACAAGAGGACAACAACGCCUAAAGAAAUAACGCCUACAUUUCAUGGCAGCAACAGCAACAACUAAAACCACAGCAGCGAUAGCGAGUACUCAGCUCAAAUCCCAAACCCACCAACCCACCAAGCCCAAACGACGCAAGUACCGAGAAACCACCAUCUCCUCCUCCGCCGCAACCGCCACAGACUCUCCCGGAUAUCACCAGACCAGGAAACCCGACCCGCCGGCCAUUGUCUCGCCCGACCACCAUCCCUGGUGCUGCCCAGCUUCAAAGACCCCUCCACCUCCACCUCCUCCGCCGUCUCCUCCACAUACCCGAGGUACCCAGAGCCGGAACACGGAACCCAGUAACUCGUCGCCGUCCACUUCGCCGUCAAGCUUCAGGAUCCGAUUCUCUCCGGGCAGUCAAUCGCCGGUCAUGGACUUUACGCCCACUUCGACCACGAUGAUCAACGGUCACGAUUCGUUCCCGUCGAGCUUCACCAAGUUCAACUCGGCCCUCACCGCCGGGCUGUUGAACCCGAUGUCGCCGCCACCCCCACCCGAAAAAGCGACCCGAUCCAGCCCGACCCUUUUCGAAAUGAUGGCCAGCGAGCCCGAAAUCCACCAACCCAGAGGCCAGAUCGCACCCCAAAACGGCGCCGUAUUGGUCCCCAAGCCACCCCCGGACGGUCAAGCCCUCACAAUGCAGCGAAUCUCCGAGAUCCUAUUGAGUCGGAGCCCCGGAAACCAGUUCAACGACCCGACCUCGAGCGACAUCAAGCUCACACUGAGCUCCAAAGAGGGUCUCAGUGUGUCAGUGAAUCUCCACCGUCAAAUUCUCGUGGCGCACAGCAGGUUCUUCUCGGUCAAGUUGUCUGAGCGGUGGACGAAGACGCAGAGAGCAACGGGGUCGCCGUAUAUAGUGGAGAUUGCGGACUGCGACGACGUGGAGGUGUACAUCGAUACGUUGAGGUUGAUGUAUUGUAAGGAUCUGAGGAAGAGGCUCAUGAAAGAGGAUGUUCCCAGAGUUCUUGGCGUCUUAAAGGUAUCAGCAGCGAUUGGGUUUGAUGCUGGGGUGUUAUCUUGUUUGGAGUACUUAGAAGCUGCUCCUUGGGCUGAGGAUGAGGAAGAGAAGGUGGCUUCAUUGUUGUCUGAGCUCCGUCUUGAAGGUGUUGGAGCUGGGGAAGUUUUGAAAAGGGUUUCGAUUGAGGUUACUAAUGGAACUGAGGAUGGCAAUGACAAUGAAGGAGUGCUGCUUAAACUUUUGCAUGUAGUUCUUGAAGGUAAAGAUGAGAAAGCGAGGCGGGAAAUGAAGGGAUUGGUGUCGAAGAUGCUUCGUGAGAACUCGGCGCAGAGUGAUCUCCGGAAGGAGUCGUUGUACUCGGCUUGUGAUGGGUGUUUGCAAUUGCUUUGCCACCAUUUUUUGCGGGUAGCAGGGUCGGACUUACAGGAUGUGGGUCAGAUUGCGCGGCAAGCGGAUAAUUUGCAUUGGAUUUUGGAUAUUCUGAUAGAUAGGCAGAUUGCUGAAGAUUUUUUGAAAACAUGGGCAUCUCAAUCUGAAUUGUCCAGUGCACAUUCUAAAGUGGCUGCAGUUCAUAGGUUUGAGGUUAGCAGAGUUACGGCACGGCUAUUUGUUGGGAUUGGGAAGGGGCAGCUAUUGGCUUCCAAGGAUGUGAGGUGCUUGCUAUUACGGACAUGGCUAGAGCCAUUCUAUGAUGAUUUUGGGUGGAUGAGAAGGGCAUCAAAAGGCCUUGAUCGUCACCUAAUUGAAGAUGGUCUUAGUAACACAAUUCUCACUCUGCCUCUAGCUUCACAGCAGGAAAUUUUGCUAGCUUGGUUUAAUCGUUUCUUAAACUCUGGCGAAGAUUGUCCAAACAUACAAAGAGGUUUUGAAGUUUGGUGGAGGAGGGCUUUUUGGAGACGAAAUGCCGAGCAGGAAAGACAACGACCAAUAAGAAUUACAACUGCCACUGUUGAGAACUAAAACUCUAUACUUCCACAAUGUAGGAAAGGUCGGUGCCCUAAUGGCUCUGUUGUCUCCCAAUUCCCUUAUGUGAUGACCUUGGUUAUGAUCCUUCAUUGACGGUUGUAUUUUUACUUUGGCUUCUUCCUUUCUAAACCGGGAUGGGCAGUUGUUCAUCGAGGAGUGUAACUUCCAUAGAGGUGUAUCCUGUUUUUGCCUUGACUGGAAGUAGCCAGGUUUAGCCUGGAAGAAGAUAAAGGUCUCUGGAUGCGACGACCUUAUCAUGUUGAGAAGUAAACUGAGUAAAUUGGUGAUUUGAUGUUUAAAAUCAAUUCUUUCUUUUUUUCUCUCC
Molecule: messenger RNA, 2729 nt
Organism: Alnus glutinosa
Lineage: Eukaryota; Viridiplantae; Streptophyta; Magnoliopsida; Fagales; Betulaceae
Product: BTB/POZ domain-containing protein At1g63850
Exons: 2
Coding region: 479-2398 (639 amino acids)
Molecular function (GO): protein binding
Source: RefSeq, a predicted model, not a curated record